Molecule: messenger RNA, 1413 nt
Organism: Podarcis raffonei (Aeolian wall lizard)
Lineage: Eukaryota; Metazoa; Chordata; Lepidosauria; Squamata; Lacertidae
Gene: ARL6IP4
Product: ADP ribosylation factor like GTPase 6 interacting protein 4
Exons: 6
Coding region: 304-1116 (270 amino acids)
Source: RefSeq, a predicted model, not a curated record
CCCGGGGCCGAGCGAAGCGGGAGCCCAACAACCCAGCGCUGCUUCAAGGUACGGGGUUUUCGGGAGGCCGGGAACUAAGAUGCUCGACCUCAGUGUUCCCCGCCGGACACUUCAUGGCGACGGACGAGGCGAGGACAGGAAGUGGCCGAGGAAACUCGAAAGAGUUGCUGGGGGCCCCGCUCGGUUUCCGGGGCUUCAGAGGCGCAGCCCAGCCCUAGAAGGCCAGCCUCUGCAACGACGCUUCUCCGCGCCCCGCGCCGCGUUCCCUCGGGGCGAGGCCCGGACCCGGCAGGACUUGAGAGUAUGAUGGCUCACAGCCAGGCGAGGAAAAGGUUUCGGAGCAGGAGCCGAAGCGACUCCCAGAGCAGGCGAGAUGUGGAGGAGAAGGAGAAGGAAAGGAGGAAAAGCAGCAGAGAAUCUCAGGGGAGGAUGAGGAGUUUGUCUCCUGCCAGCAAAAGAGGAUCUGAGCCCCCAAGGGUCCGGAUGGGCUCAGCCUCCAGCAAAGAAGUGAAAAAGAAGAAGAAGAAGAAGAAGGAGAAGGAGAAGAAGAAGAAAAGGAGAAGAGGCAGCAGCAGCAGCAGCUCCUCCUCCGAGACCAGCUCCUUAUCUUCAGGAUCGUCCUCCUCUUCCGAUUCCUCUCCAGAUGUGUCAGGUGACGAUGAAUCCAACCGCAAAAGGAGGAAGCAGAGCAAGAAGAAGCUAAGCAAAGAGAAAGAUAAAAAGCAAAAGAAGAAGAGGAAGAGGAAAACCAAGAAGAAAGCAAAGAAUAAAUCAAAGGGGAGGGAGAAAGAGGGAGCAACGAAGGGGGAGGCACUCCCUGGCCCUUCCCUGGACCAGUGGCAGAAAGAGACCCUCGGAGACUCUGGGCCAGCCCUGACAGAUGAGCAGAAAUCCCGCAUCCAAGCAAUGAAGCCCAUGACGAAAGAGGAGUGGGACGCUCGGCAGAGUGUGAUAAGGAGAGUCGUUGACCCUGAAACAGGAAGAACAAGACUUAUUAAAGGUGAUGGAGAGGUCCUUGAGGAGAUCGUUACUAAGGAGAGGCAUAAAGAAAUUAACAAGCAAGCCACGCGGGGAGAUGGCCUUUCCUUCCAGGCGAGGACGGGGAUGCUGCAGUGAUAACAGGAUGGUCUUCAGAGAUGGUUUUAUUCCCAGCUGCAGAAGCUUUGCCGAAACCAGGCACUGCACUCCCCACACCCAACACCCGUCCCCAUGGAAUUUGCAUGCCAGUGCCAUCAGGACUGAGAACUGCUGGGGCAGGAAGAUGCCCAGAUUCAUCAGCUCCUAGUACAAAUCCUUCUGUUUUGCAGUUCUCCCCUGUGAGGCUUUCCAGUUGCUGCCUCCAGCUUGUUUCCUCAUCAAGGCACCUCCCUUAGCAGUGAAAAUAAUUAUCCCAAAGCAAAAGGGAAGUGAGCA